AGCGAACACGGAACACGUGAGCAGAGAUUCCUUGUAGGAGGGCGGUUCUGUUGUUUACUUCCUUUUUUCUCUUCAACAAUGUCUAAAGUUAAUCAUCUGAGAGAGUUUAUCGGUCAGCGACUAACAGCAGCUGCUGUAGAAAUAUUCUCAGUGUUUGAAAAAACCAUCUUGGAGUAUGAAGAAGAGCUGGACCGUCAGCGCAGACUGGUGGACCUCGCCUGGAAACCUGAAAUAAGACUACACAGAAUCGACCUCCCACAAGAAAAUGUUUGUAAGGUGGAGGAGGACGGGGUUUUCAGUGACCAGCACCUCGAUAACCUGGAGAGGAGCUGCAGCCCGGACCAGGAGGAACCAGGGAAUCCACAGACUAUAAAACUGGAGGAAGACGCCAGCGGUCAGGAGAUGAAGCAGGAGGACGUAGAGGUGGAUGUCUCAUUGGUCAAUCUCGCUGAUGUGAACGUUGAAAAUGGUGAACCAGGACCUAACUUUGGCCAGCUGCUGUUGCAUACUUCUCCUGAAGCUCAAAACAAAGAUGAGGAAGGAACUGAAAGUUUACGCUCAGACUCCAGUAAAACUGCAGAUCUGGAGCCAAUGAGACGACACAGUGACCUCGAAGACACUGCUGUCCCGUCAGACAGCAACUGUAAAUCAAACCUGACCAGCACACACACGGGGAAGAUGGUAUUUUCUUGCAGCACUUGCAGGAAAGAGUUCAGUAAAAGUAGCAUUUUAAUGGAUCACAUGAAGAUCCACUCUGGCAAAAGGCCGUACCUGUGCAACACCUGUGGAAAAUGGUUUAGAAAAUCAUCAACGCUCAAGAAACAUAAAAGGAUCCACACGGGCGAGAAGCCCUAUGUCUGCAUAACAUGUGGAAAAAGUUACAUGCAACAUUCCAGCCUGCUGAUUCACUCAGAGACCCACACGGGUGAAAGGCCGUACCUGUGCAACACCUGCGGCAACGUCUUUACUCAUUUAUCACAUCUUAAAACCCACAUAAUCAUGCAAACGGGCGAGAAGCCCUACAUCUGCAAAACAUGCGGAAAAGGUUUCAGGCAACGUUGCGGCCUGGUGAUUCACUCAAGGACCCACACGAGCCUAAUCCCCUCCCCACAAGGGUUGCAGGUUUAACCCGGAUUUAUGCUUCAUCAACUUGACGCAGAGGGAACGAUGUGAUUGUGUAAUUUUAUUAUAGUUCUGCAUUGAGUUUGUUUGAAUCCCUGCUCCUUCUUAAAAUCAUAUUAUUUGUUGCUGUUGGUAACCUGCCGUCUCCACGGUGCAAAUAAAGAGCUGUUAGUAUGU
This is a messenger RNA of Cololabis saira (Pacific saury), 1299 nucleotides long. Its product is annotated as zinc finger protein 501-like. Gene Ontology annotation, molecular function: DNA-binding transcription factor activity, RNA polymerase II-specific; RNA polymerase II cis-regulatory region sequence-specific DNA binding. Lineage: Eukaryota; Metazoa; Chordata; Actinopteri; Beloniformes; Belonidae. Gene Ontology annotation, biological process: regulation of transcription by RNA polymerase II. The coding region runs from base 79 to 1128 and encodes 349 amino acids. Gene Ontology annotation, cellular component: nucleus. The transcript is spliced from 2 exons. The record is from RefSeq and is a predicted model, not a curated record.